GACCAUAACAAACAUUCAUUGCGUUAGUCAUAGGGGUGAUGAGGGAAUCGAGAACAGUUUUUCGAAGAAAAUACUGAAAAAACCUGCCAUAUGUUUGCUGAAGGUUAGUCACUUGUCAACGCAGAAUAUGUAUUAGUAUACAACAGGUGGAUUGUUACAACUGCGCUUCAGUACUCACGCUGCAUCGUAAUGACCCACAUCACGAAUCUAGAUACUGUUUGGAACCACCUGAAAAGUGAAAAUGUAGACCACGAAGUGGAUAUUCAGCCACCAGAAAAAUAUGGUUGGUUAUCAGUCUUCUGCAAUCUCCUGCAACCCAAAUCAAAUUUGCUGCCAAAAGAGCUAUCUGAUGAGAAAUCUGUGCUGAUAAAGCUUUCAAAGUGCCCAUUUAACCAUGAAGAUCCGCUCCACAUGCAAAUGAUCUCCACAUUGUUCAAUAAACUUACUGGUUUAAACAGUCCUGCAGCUCUUGGAAGUCACUGGGAAAUAGUUGGAUUUCAGGGAGUAGACCCUGCAACAGAUUUUAGGGGAGUUGGAAUCUUAGGCCUUCUGCAACCAUUGGCUGUGUGUUUGUGUGUUGAAACAUUGCCUUUCAUGUCCAAUGUAGUGAGCCUUUCACAUAGUCCUAGUCAAGGUUUCCCGUUCAUGGUUUUGAGUUUGAAUGUGUCAAAUAUUGUACUGAAAGCUUUAAAAGAUGGAGUUUUAGACAGAAUGAUAAAGGAAAAAGAGACUGUUUUGGGAGUCACCACUAUAUGCUAUACAGCCAUCUUAUUUUUUAUUUAUGACAACUGGAAGAAAGAGAAGCUCACCUUGUCAGACUGUGGCUCAGUUUUUAAAAGAGCUGAAACUAUUUGCAAGAAAGAGCUUAGUCGCCACAUCAGCAGUUUCGAUAACUAUAUCAAGGAACUUACCCUAAACGAAACGCCUGCUGUCCAGCUGGAACAAGUGCAAUUUGAUUUCAUCAAAGACAUGUCGAAUUCAGCAGCAAUGACAACGUAGCAGUACCCCGUCCAAUUUAUUCAAUAUCAUUGUCCGUUUGCUGGUCAUACUGUUUUUAGGCCAUAUUUUAGAGGAGUCAAAACCCGCUCCAAAGUUGGCUCUAUUGUUUGUUCUUUACCUCCACUGAUAUGAAUUACUUUACAAAUACCCGUUGAUAACCAUUUGAAAUCCAGUAAAAACAUGGCGGAGCCCGGUGCUUCUCAGAUUCAGUUGCCCACAGCUUUUUAUUAUUUAAACGAUGAUUUUUUGUGUGAAAAUACACCUGUGCAUCUAAUUCAA
Messenger RNA from Daphnia magna, 1278 nucleotides. Its product is annotated as ELMO domain-containing protein 3. The record is from RefSeq and is a predicted model, not a curated record. The transcript has 6 exons. Lineage: Eukaryota; Metazoa; Arthropoda; Branchiopoda; Diplostraca; Daphniidae. Bases 190 to 999 code for a protein of 269 amino acids.